Molecule: messenger RNA, 2529 nt
Organism: Nematolebias whitei (Rio pearlfish)
Lineage: Eukaryota; Metazoa; Chordata; Actinopteri; Cyprinodontiformes; Rivulidae
Gene: srek1
Product: splicing regulatory glutamine/lysine-rich protein 1
Exons: 11
Coding region: 138-1541 (467 amino acids)
Cellular component (GO): nucleoplasm
Molecular function (GO): RNA binding
Source: RefSeq, a predicted model, not a curated record
GAGUGUCUGCAGCUGCUCUGCGUCAAGAAGAAGAGUGAAGCCUCCUAGCUUGUCUUCUGUUCCGACAGGGACAACAUUAGUAAAUAUAGUGUAAACAUCACAUCGAGCAAUUAACAACGUGGUUAUAGUUUUCUACAAUGAGCGGGAUACCAGGGACUGCCGUCGUCCAGGUGACCAACCUAUCGUCGGCUGUCAGCAGCGAGCAGAUGCGCGCUCUGUUCGGCUUCCUGGGAGACAUCGAGGAGCUGCGUCUCUACCCCCCCGACAACGCCUCUCUGUCGUUCUCGUCCAAAGUGUGUUACGUAAAGUACCGAGAGCCUUCAAGUGUUGGUGUGGCGCAGCAUCUCACCAACACUGUGUUUAUUGACAGAGCUCUCAUUGUGGUCCCAUGCGCUGAAGGGAAAAUUCCAGAAGAGGCCAAGGCUCUGUCUCUACUGGCACCUGCCACCCCGGUACCCAGUCUGAUUCCUGGAGGAGGAUUGCUGCCGAUUCCUAAUCCAGCUCCACUUCAGAAUCUGAACCUCCCCUUGGUGAAUCGAAUUACCGUUGGUUUCGAUGCUGCAGCUUCUCUGCUCGCCCAGCCUCCGCUCACUGGAAAUGUCGAUCCCUCCAAACUGGAUGAAAUUAGGAGAACGGUUUAUGUGGGCAACUUGAACUCACAGACCACGACUGCAGAUCAGCUGCUGGAAUUCUUUAAGCAGGUGGGAGACGUCAAGUUUGUGCGAAUGGCUGGAGACGAGACCCAACCGACCCGUUUCGCCUUCGUCGAAUUUAUUGAGCAAGAGUCCGUUGCCAGAGCCCUGACCUUGAACGGAGUCACGUUUGGAGACAGACCUCUGAAGGUUAAUCAUUCCAAUAAUGCCAUAGUAAAACCCCCGGAGCUGACACCACAGGCUGCUGCAAAGGAGUUAGAAAGUGUGAUGAAGAGGGUGAGAGAAGCUCAGUCCACCAUUGCUGCUGCCAUAGAACCAGCAGAACCAAAGAAACGAUCCUCCAGUCGGUCUCAAAAGGGAGGCCGGCCUCGUUCACGCUCGCGCUCUCAUUCACACUCGAGGUCCCGCAGGAAACGGUCCCGUUCCAAACACAGACCAUCGCAGAAGCUGUGGCCAGGGAGUGCGUCCCGCAGUGCAAGAGGCAGCCACAGGAGGCGCUCUCGCUCCAGAGACAGAAGACCUGCCCGGAGUCGCUCCAGAGGUCACAAAAGGAGAAGUAAGGAACGUUCCAGAAGCCCUCGAAGAAAAGUCAGAUCUCCCUCACCAAAACGAGUGAAGAAAGAGCGGAGGAGGGUGCGCAGCAGAGACAGAAAAGAGCGCUCGACUUCCAGGAGGAGGAGUUGCAAAGAUGACGAGAAGAUGAAGAGCAAACCCAAAUCAACAAAGCUGGACCACAACAGAGACGUAAAGGACGGAUGCAGAAGUGACAGAGAAGGCUCGGCCACACCCAGUGAGGACAUGACAUCAUCACCAUGCACCCAGCACAAUGGCAGCUACAAGACCCACAGUGAGGAGGUCGCUGCUGUGGGUGCAGACCGCAGGAAGUGACCAUCAUGGUUCCUCUGAAAUGAAUUCUGCUUCGUCAGUAUGUUCCGUUCUGUGCGUAUGCCUCCAUAAACUGUGAAUAUCUCUUCCAGCAAGUCAUUUUUCACUUUGUUCUUUAAAAUACAAUCUUGGGUUCUGUAACUAAACUCCUUUUCUUGUCCAAAGGACGAGAAGCCGUCAGUCAUGUAAAGAUGGUGUAAAACACAAAGCUCAUAGACUGAGAUUGAAGCUGAGUUUUAAUAAUCUCUGACUAAACUUCGGGAGAUUAAAAAUCAUUUUAUGCCUCACAUGGCCGUACAUGUCUGAUACUCCUUGUAAAUAUAGUUCUGCCUUCUUGAAAAGUACAAAUGUGCAGCAACAGUCUGCUUUCUAAGCAAGAAAAGUGUGUGUCCUAACUGUUGGCUUAGUUUCUUCAGCUAAAAUAAGGUUCGCAGCGGGGUCAGCAGAACAUAAAAAGGAGGUAAAUGUUGAAUAGAAAUUUAGAUUUACCAUCUUCAUGAAGUAUCUGAAAAGAUUCUGCUGUGAACCUUGAUUACUCACGGUUCUCGAGUAAAAAAAUAAAAAGCAGACAUUGGAUUUAAUAGUGGUUUGUUUCUAAAGGAGUCACAAGUUUCCUUUUUGGCCUUAAUGUGUUUCUGUAGAUGGUUUCAGUGAAUUAGUUUCAUGUGCUGAAUCACUGAACUGGACAUUAAACUGGUAGUUCCAACUUUUCUUAUGUCAUUCGUGGUGUGCAGCUGUUCUUACCUCCUGCUGCUGGAAGGUGAAAGGGUGAGUUAGAUGUGGUGGUAGCUGCGAGUCAUCCCCAACGAGAACUAAUCAGUGCACAACAGCUUUGCUUCAAGAAAAUGGCUUUUUUAACAUUUGUUCUUUUUUCCACUUGAACAGUAAGUUUCACUAUCGAGUGAGCAGGAACAGAAAGAGGACAGUUUGAUGCAAAUAAAGAAAAUUCAACAUUUGUUCCAUAAUUACUUUAACAAAUGAUUCACAAAAA